This is a messenger RNA of Photinus pyralis (common eastern firefly), 847 nucleotides long. Its product is annotated as circadian clock-controlled protein-like. The transcript is spliced from 4 exons. NCBI's taxonomy places the organism in Eukaryota, Metazoa, Arthropoda, Insecta, Coleoptera, Lampyridae. The record is from RefSeq and is a predicted model, not a curated record. Bases 56 to 790 code for a protein of 244 amino acids.
ACUCAAAUAUAAGCGAAUCGUCCGAGAUUCACGAGCAGAUUUACUGAAACGAAACAUGAAACUUCUCUCGUUGUGCUGCCUUGUGGCGAGCUCACUCGCAUUGCAAUUACCGUCCGACUUUCCGAAAUGCAAACUUGGCGAUCCGAAAAUGAACGAGUGUUUGAUGGAGGCAGUUUUUGGAGGCAUCCGAGUCAUGGAGAAAGGCAUGCCCGAGUUUCAGCUCGAAUCGAUCCAACCUAUCACAGUGCCCAGCAUGUCGAUUGGAGGUGGUACGGGAGCAGUGCAAGUGGUCCAGCGCUACAAAAAUUUCCAAAUCUUCAAUGUAGCGAAGGGAAGAACGGAAUCCGUUGACUCCUCCAUCACCGACAGGGAGUUUAAAUUGAGCAUGGUUAUGCAUUUGGAAGACGUGGACAUUGUGUCACAGUAUAAACUCAACGGAAGCGUACUCCUCCUCCCCAUUUUCGGAGAAGGCGAAGUCAAAAUCACGAUGACAAACACCAAAGUGCCAUUCGAACUAAUCGGCGAAGUCGCCGAGAAGAAAGGAACCAAGUACGCGGACAUUUCCAGCGUUAAAAUGGAUUUAAAUCCGGCGAAAGUGGUAUUCGACUUCAAAAACCUAUUUAAGGGCGAUCCGCGGCUUGGUCCCGAAAUGAAUAAUAUACUGAACGAGAAUUGGAAGGAGAUCUUCAACGACGUAAAGCAUGGAUACAACGAGGCAUUGAGCGCCGUUGCAAAAAAUAUAGCCAAUCAGAUAUUCAGAAAAGUUCCUUACGAUGACCUAUUUCUCUAAUGACCCUGUAUAAUUUUGCUUCGUUGCUCACCUAAUAAAGUGUAGUGCAUUAGAUUA